Caenorhabditis bovis is the source of this 1590-nucleotide messenger RNA. The record is from the annotation of a GenBank genome assembly. NCBI's taxonomy places the organism in Eukaryota, Metazoa, Nematoda, Chromadorea, Rhabditida, Rhabditidae.
AUGGACUCGUACUCAAUGACGCAUCCUAAUAAGUAUGAAAUUUGUUUAGCAAAGGAAAGCCACGACGAUAAUGCUGAAUUAAUUUUGAUUAUUGGAAUCCCAAGUGUGAGCAUUACGAUUUGUUGUAUUGCGUUUUUCAUUUGCUGUUUCAAAUGCGCCAGGCUUAAAUUGGCAGCCCUUAAACUGCGUGCCGGAGCUGAACAAGGUGGAGAUGAUCGACAAUCAAUUCGUGGAAUGCUUGAAAAACGACGUCGUGGAUUCUUUAAGAGAAGAGACACAUUUUCCAAAUUUGAUAUUGAAAAAUACCCACCGUAUGCCACUGCAAAUAACUAUACAGAUAUGCAAGAUUUGGCAAAUAUUAAUAACAAAGAUGUAUGGGAAAUUGAUUCAAAAAACUUAUUGGUUCAAGAGGAAUGUCUACUAGGAAAUGGAGCAUUUGCCAAUGUUUUUAAAGGAGUUCUGAAAGGAAAAGCUCCUCUUCUUGUUGUAAACAACAGUUUGAAACUUGUUAUUGAAUCCGAAAGAGAUGGGCAUUAUGAGGUCGCUGUCAAAAAAAUGCCACCGCACGCUGAUGAUCAAAACAGAUUGGACUUUUUCCAUGAAAUAGAAUUUAUGAAGCGACUUGGCCAUCAUCCGCAUGUUAUAAGCAUGCUUGGAUGUGUCUCUAACACCUAUGAUCCAAUGAUUGUUGUCGAAUAUUGCGAGCGUGGAGAUUUAUUGAAAUUCUUGCGGUUACAUAAAGAACAUAUAAUAUUGAACAAAACAGAGCAAUGUCCGAUUGACGCAGAUAUUUGCCUUAGAAUUAAAGAUUUAGUAUCAAUUGCUUGGCAAAUUGCGGAUGGAAUGGCAUAUUUAUCUUCUAAAAAUUUCAUUCAUCGCGAUUUGGCUGCCCGAAAUGUGCUUUUAACAAAAAGUCUUACAGCUAAAAUUAGUGAUUUCGGGCUAUGUCGUUGUAUGGAUUCAUCGCUCUACACUGCAAAAGGUGGUCGACUUCCAAUUAAAUGGAUGUCGAUUGAAGCCUUGAAAUUUUACGAAUUCUCAAUUAAAAGUGAUGUAUGGUCUUAUGGAGUUUUGCUGUUCGAAAUAUUUUCACUUGGCGAUAUUCCUUAUCCAACCGUUCAACAAAUGGAACUGCUUGAUCAUCUUUUGAAAGGAAAUCGACUUCCGCAGCCACAAAAAUGUCCGAACGAAAUAUUCGAGAUGAUGAAGACUUGCUGGGAAGAAAAGCCAGAGAAACGACCAGAUUUUAAUGAUAUUCGAACAGAAUUAACUGGUCUACUUAAUUUGGAUGACGAGAGCUACGGAUACUUAAAUCUUGAAUCAGAUGACGGCCACAGAAAAGUAACAACAUUCACUCUCCAAAGCCUUUCUAUCACGGAAGAGGAAGAAGAAUGUCCGGAAAAUGAAGACAAUAAUGACGGUGAAAACAUAUGCAAAAAAUUAGACCAAGUGAUGAGUGAAAAGUUUGGCGAGGAGCAAGCAUCAGAGAUCAAGAAAGUGUUUUGUGAAUUCUUCCCGUCCCAAAAUAGUCUCCGGAAUUCGAUAAGUCUGACAACGUUUGUUGAUGACGCAACUUUGACAGAUCAAUAA